Molecule: messenger RNA, 2148 nt
Organism: Enhydra lutris kenyoni (northern sea otter)
Lineage: Eukaryota; Metazoa; Chordata; Mammalia; Carnivora; Mustelidae
Product: collagen alpha-1(I) chain-like
Exons: 2
Coding region: 1-2148 (715 amino acids)
Source: RefSeq, a predicted model, not a curated record
AUGUCCACGAUACUGGCAUUGGCAGGCCGACAACCCUUUUCACUCCGCUGCGCUGCACGGCGGGGAGGCGUGGAGGGCGCUCCCGCACCCGUCCCGGCACCGAGCACCUUGCCCAGGUCCUUGCGCACCCGCGCGACGAGCUCCCUGGCCCUUCGCUCGAAUCACUUUCCCGGCCGGGGCUCUCCCCUCCGCGGCCGCAGACGCUCGCUCCGCACGCUCCCCUCCCCGCGUCAUCUCCAUCUCCUGCGCUCCCGGGAGCUCGUUCCCCGGCCCCCCGCCUCCCCUGCGGAAGGUCCGACACCCCGGGUCCUCGCUGGGCACAGGGGACACGCGGGGAGGGUUCGUGGCUGGGAAGUAACCGACCAACGAGGGACACACAAACCGGAGUCCACGGACGCCUGCGGCUCACGCGCACCCAGACCCGGGCGCCGGCGGGCAGCACCGACGUCCGACAGACGAGGGGACGGCGAGGGCCGCGGCCGCGGGGCGGCGGCGGGGCCACUUCUGGGGCGUGACCGGGAAAGAGAAGAAAACGCGCUCGAAGCGAAGCUGGCGUGCGGCCACCGGGAGCGGGGUGCGGGCGUCCUCGGCGGCGCAAACCGGAGACCCCUCUGCCGGGAACACGCCCUCCGCCCCCGACCGGUCCCCUCCGAAGGCGCCGGCUCGCUCCCAGCGCCGCCCCCUCACCCACCUUCCACCACAAGCCCGCGUCUGCGGGGGCCGCGCUCCGCCCGCGUUCGGGGACAACCGGGAGCUAGUCCGCCUGGGGUCCGCAGGGGACGACCGGGCGCCUGUCCGAGGCCACCGGGGCAGCUAGAAGCGAAGCCGGUCUGUGAUGCCACACUCCGUCCCCUCCGUUGGGCCGCGACCCGCAGACGGCGUCCAGCAGGCCGAGGCGGCCGCAGGGCCCGAAGCUCCAGACCCGGGGCCUCGGCAACCGGACGCCCCGGACGGCGCGGCCUCCCAGCGACCGGGUCCGCGGGCCUCGGCGCUGCUACGCCGUCAGGACGGCCUCCGGCCCAGCCGACCUCCCUCCGGGCCGGGACCUCGGAAACCAGGAGUCCCGGCACCGAGAGGGUCAGGGUUACGGUUUCCCACGCGGCCUCGCUCCCCGCGGGUCGGCGACCCGGCGACCGCUGCUGGCGCGGCGGCGGCUGUGCGGGGUCUCGGCGGCGUACGGCUCCCGAGCACGCGGCGGCGUCGUCUAGGGCCGGCGGGCGUCGCGGCAGGCGGGCACGGGGACGGAGCGCCCGCUCCUCCGCCAGCCCCGACCGCCUGCCUCGACACCGCCCCCGCGCCCGACUGGGCACCACGGGCACCGCCUCUGCCUCGCUCCGCCCAGCGCGGGCCCAGAGCGGCGCCGCGACGACUUCCUCCUUCCGCAGGCCGGGACCGGAAGUGACGUCGUGCGUGCGUGACGGGCGCUCGCGGCGCCGGGGGCGGGGCGCGAGGGAGGGAGGGCCGGCCGGAGGGCGGGUCGCGGACUGGCGGAGCGGGGACCCCUCGAGCGAGGCGCGGAGGGCGGCGGUCCCGACGCCGUGGAGCCGCAGCGCAGGUAUGGGGCGCUGGGACGCCGGCGGGGGCUGCGCGGCUGUCGGCUGCGGGCGGCGCGGCGCGGCGGGGCGGGGGCGCCGUCUGGGCGGGGGCUGCUGGGUCAUCCGCCCGUGCCGCCUCCCCGGCCGGGGCCGUUUCGCUCCGGCGCGUCCAGCCGCCGUCGGGCCAGCCCUGGGCGCCGCGGCGCGGCCCUCACCGGCCGUCUCAAGCCUGUGGUGCCCAGCCGGGCGUUCCGGGCGCUCGCGCCGCCUGCUGCGGGCCCGGCCGCGCCCCGACGUACACGCGUCUGCCGUUCUCGGCGCCCGCCCCGCGCGACGGCGCGUUCUCUCUCUCCAGCGCGGAGGCUGCGGGGACCCUGCGGGCUCGGGCCCGGGGCCGCUCGGGGGCCCAGCCGCGUGGCCGGCGCAGACCGGGUCGCAGCCCCGCCGGGCCGGGACGCCGGGGCUUCCGACCGCGCGUGGGUGCUGGGGGCGGAGAGGUCCGGGGGCGGGGGGGGCGUGCGGGCUUUCCCGGUGCCGGGCCUCGAACUCCUGUCCGGACCUCGCCGGCGGCCGGGGGCGGGGGGCCUGGGGCGGGCGGGGAAGCCCCUGCUAG